UUCCGAUCUGCUCGUUCGGGAACACCCCCUUCCUUGUUCAGCGGUAGCUCCUCCAUUCCGUUCGGGAAAUUCCAAUCGUUGGCUCAAUCGAUGCAAAGGGGUAAUCUUCACACCGUCGGAUCGGGGUCGGCUGCCCUCAGGGUUCAAUCUGGACCUAGCUUUCCUAUCAAUCAGGGGAGCAGCAUUCGGAGCACGAUUUUCACGCAGUGGCAGAAUUUGAAGAAGGGUGCUGCGUUUGUAUUCACUGCGGAUAUGGACAUCGACUGCGAUGGGAUCGACUACCGAUGCCCGGGAAAUACCGAUGGUCAACCCCAAACGACUUAUGGCGCCCUGUCAGCAUAUUCUGUACCUUGGAUCGUUAUUCCAGAUAGUUUCGUUUCUCAGCAUAGCAGUCGACUUCCUGGGAAUAAUGUUGCCGCUGUUUUAUGCAAUGGCAAACUCUUCUAUGGUAUCCUUGGAGAUACCAAUGGGGAUAGUCCCGAAGUGACGGGAGAAGCGUCGUACCUCCUUGGCAGAUCCUGUUUCCCUUCUGAUAACCUCAAUGGAGGCAAGGGACAUGGUUCAGCGGAUGUUACUUACAUCGUCUUCCUGGGCCAAGACGCCGUCCUUCCACCUUCAGCGAUCAACAAGAAUUACAUCACGGAUUUCGGAAAACUUCGCAGUAUGGGCGAUUCACUUAUGAAGGCUCUCGUCAAUAACGCUGGGAUCUAAACGGGAAUUUGUUGUUGUUGAUUUCUUUUCUUUUCUUUUUUUUUCUCUCUCUCUCUCUCUCCUCCCUGUUAGUCCCCAGUAGUACGGUAGUGCGGGGCGCGUAUGCGUACGGGGGGCGGUCUGAGGUAGCACCACUAGUAUGGAGGAUCAUAGAGUGGUUGUGGCUGCAUUGGGAGUUUGCGCCAUUCCUAUUUCUUUUCCCUUGAUGGCAGCCAAAACUUUUUCUCAAUUUCAGUUUUCCUUGCUUGCUUCUAUCUUCAUCCUACUUUUCUUUUUUUCCUUCCACUUACCUCGUACGUUGGCUGUGCCAUCACACACGACUGGAUUCCAUUUCUCCCAGAGGGCUUUCUUUUCCUAUCAUCGAUCUUCUCUUAGCGCUUGCAGUACUCUUGUAUGUACACUCACGAUGACUGUCAUGUUUACAUGUCACCUCAUCCU
This is a messenger RNA of Cantharellus anzutake, 1149 nucleotides long. RefSeq names its product fungal chitosanase of glycosyl hydrolase group 75-domain-containing protein. Lineage: Eukaryota; Fungi; Basidiomycota; Agaricomycetes; Cantharellales; Hydnaceae. The record is from RefSeq and is a predicted model, not a curated record. The transcript is spliced from 6 exons. Gene Ontology annotation, molecular function: chitosanase activity. The coding region runs from base 91 to 711 and encodes 206 amino acids.